GCGCCUGCUCUGCAAGCGCUGAAACCGCACCCAGACGGAGUUGCGCCGCUUCGCUCUGCACCAGGCGUGCGAAGGUGAUCCAGCCAAGAUGGCCGUCCUCUCUAAGGAAUAUGGUUUUGUGCUUCUCACUGGUGCUGCCAGCUUUGUGAUGGUACUUCACCUAGCCAUCAAUGUUGGCAAGGCCCGCAAGAAGUAUAAGGUGGAGUAUCCUGUCAUGUACAGCACUGACCCUGAAAACGGACACAUCUUCAACUGCAUUCAGCGGGCCCACCAGAACACGUUGGAAGUGUAUCCUCCGUUCCUGUUUUUUCUAGCUACUGGAGGUGUUUACCACCCACGCAUAGCUUCUGGCUUGGGCCUGGUCUGGAUUGUUGGGCGAGUUCUUUAUGCAUAUGGCUACUACACGGGAGACCCCCAAAAGCGGUAUCGAGGAUCUGUGGGGUCUCUUGCCCUCUUUGCCUUGAUGGGUACAACUCUGUGCUCUGCCUUCCAGCAUCUCGGCUGGGUUAAAGCUGGCCUUGGCCAGGGGCCCAAACACUGCCACUGAAGAGUUAGAAGAGUUUAAGAACUCUCAUUCAUUUUGAAUGACUUACCUUUAUUUCCAAUUACAUUCUUUUUCUAAGUAUAAUAAAAACUUAUCUGGCAUCAGCCUCAUACCUAA
Castor canadensis (American beaver) is the source of this 661-nucleotide messenger RNA. It is a transcript of the gene Mgst3, whose product is annotated as microsomal glutathione S-transferase 3. Gene Ontology annotation, molecular function: glutathione transferase activity; glutathione peroxidase activity. Lineage: Eukaryota; Metazoa; Chordata; Mammalia; Rodentia; Castoridae. Gene Ontology annotation, cellular component: nuclear envelope; membrane; endoplasmic reticulum. The record is from RefSeq and is a predicted model, not a curated record.